This is a messenger RNA of Alternaria incomplexa, 1266 nucleotides long. RefSeq lists its product as uncharacterized. Lineage: Eukaryota; Fungi; Ascomycota; Dothideomycetes; Pleosporales; Pleosporaceae. Gene Ontology annotation, molecular function: structural constituent of ribosome; rRNA binding. The record is from RefSeq and is a predicted model, not a curated record. Gene Ontology annotation, biological process: positive regulation of translational fidelity. Bases 1 to 1266 code for a protein of 421 amino acids. The transcript has 3 exons. Gene Ontology annotation, cellular component: mitochondrial small ribosomal subunit.
AUGCCGAGGAAGAAACCGAGGUUCCAUUCGCUGAAGAAGCUGAAUGUCCGCCAGAAUUGGUCGCGGUGGUCAUUAUACGCCCUAUCACAGCUCAAGGCACCCAACGUCACCACCCGAACAUACUUCCAGCAGAAAUGGACUGCCAAGGCGUCGACGAGAGCAUACCAUGGCGAACACAUACGGGAGAAGAAGUGGAAGCACAUGUUCCGGCGGAACCUGCCAGCCGUAGUGGCCAUGGACCAUAGAUAUCUCGCCCAACACGAUGGUUCAGAGCAGGCAGCUGGUCGAGGACAGGGUGCGGAUUCAAUGGACAAAGCCCGGACAGGACCAAUGACACCGUACAUGCAGAUGGCAUACUACCCGCUCGAGAGGAGAUUGGACACAGCCAUCUUCCGCUCGUUAUUCGCGAGUAGUGUCCGACAGGCGAGGCAAUUCGUUGUCCACGGCCUGGUGAAGGUCAAUGGCAAGAAGAUGGUCUACCCCGGCUACGCACUCAACCCAGGCGACAUGUUCCAAGUCGACCCCUCCUCCGUCAUGUUCGCAACCGGCGCGCCAAAAGAACGCUCAUCAACCGCUCGUCGUAUCGCCAAAGAAAAGGCAGCUGCCCGCGCCGCAGAGCGUGAGCAAAACGGCGGACAAACACCCAAGCAACCCAAGCAAGACGACUUCGUAAUCACCCCAUCCACACGCGAAGAGCCCACACCCACCGAGCUGAAGAAACAACUCCAAGACCUAAUGGAGCAAGUCGACGGCGUCCUCGCCGAAGACGUCAAAGCAAAAGACAAGCAAAAGUUCCGCUCCUUCCGCCAAUCCGUCAAGAAAGCCAUAAGUCUCUGGCGCACCGCAAACCCAGAGACCAUCUCGACCCUCGACACGCAGUUCGACUUCCUCAAGACACAAAUCGCCGAGCGCGCUGCUGCCACGACCUCCUCCUCCCCCAAAGACGCUUCCGCCGCCGAACCCCUCAUCUCCGAAGAAGACCAAGCGCGUCUGCGGUCUGCGUUCGAGAAACUACGGCUAGAAACAGAACAUACGUCUGCGUGGAACAGGCGCGAUGCUAGGGCGCCGUAUGCGACGCCCUGGCGGCCGAGGGACUAUAUGAGUGCGUUUGCGUUUAUACCGCGGUAUCUCGAGGUUAAUCAGAAUAUCUGCGCGGCUGUCUAUCUGAGGCAUCCCGUUGCGAGACAAGGGUUGGCAGAGGUGCCUACACCGUUCCAUAUUGAGACGGGACAGUUGGCGUUCAACUGGUACCUGCGGAAUCGGUAG